This is a messenger RNA of Dovyalis caffra, 2709 nucleotides long. The record is from the annotation of a GenBank genome assembly. NCBI's taxonomy places the organism in Eukaryota, Viridiplantae, Streptophyta, Magnoliopsida, Malpighiales, Salicaceae.
AUGGAUGCUGAAUGGGUAAGUUUGCUUUUGAUCCAGAAAUUCCAAGUUCUUCUUCUCGAUGGAGAAGCAACUAUUGCCAAUCCCAACUUGAGAAAUCAGGUACAGGAGGCAACCAACAAGCUCCGUUUACUUCAUCAAUCUUUAAAAGUUUCAAGAAAUGCAGACCAGACAGGAAGGCUUCUACGUGCAUUUUACUCUGCAGAAGAUGCCACUGAUAUCUUUCUUGCAAGAACACUACUCUUGCAAAGGCAGAAACUGAGGGGUUACGGUGGGAUUGUGUGUCAACCCUUUAAAGGCUUCUGGAUCCAAUCUCUGUUUACUGUUCAAAUCAAGAAAUUCAUGUCACUGAUAGGACAUGCUGGCUGCAAUAACAACAUUUCUGGGUCAAGCUUACAAGAUGGAACUAUGGAGAAUACAAGGCAUCAGGGAACAAGAAGAACAGGUUUUUCUUAUUUGGAUGUGGGUAGAGAUGUUGUUGGUCUUGGUGAUCAAGCGAAGGAGUUAGAAGAGAGACUAAUUUGCUCGAAUGAAAACAAUCAGGCUGCCACUGAACUCAUUUCUGUGGUGGGAGAGGGAGGUUCAGGCAAGACAACUCUUAUGAGGAUUGUGUAUGAAAAGGUAAGGAUUAAACGGCAUUUUAAGAACUGUAUCUGGGUUGAUGUUUCUGAUUAUGUUUUCAGAGUUAGAGAUGUUGUGUUUGAAAUGUUAAAACAAGUUGAUGAGAUUUUAGCUGAAGCAGAAGAAUCAUUUUUUGAGCAAGAAUUGGUGUCGAAAUUGAGUGAAGUUUUGAGGAAGGACAGGUAUCUUGUUGUUGUUGAUGAUGUUGGGGCACCUGAAGUGUUGGAAAGGUUACAAAAUGUGAUUCCAAAGUCAGACAAUGGUAGCAGGAUAGUUGUUACUACAAGCAAUACGGAUGUAGUAGCAUUUGCCUCUUCCACUCUACAGAUGGGCAGAUUGAACAAUGAGGAGAGCUGGAAGUUGUUCUUAAAGAAGGUAUGUUCAGCAGAAGAUAGUUUAAGUAACAAUUUGGAUUUGAUCCCAUUCAAGGAGCAACUCUUGAAAUUAUGUGAUGGUUUACCUUUGGCAAUCAGCUUGAUGGGAGGUAUGCUAUCUAUGGUAGAAUCAAGCCAUAGUGAAUGGUCACGAGUGAUUGACGAUGCAAAUAAUCUUGAUGGAAAUGUACUUGCUUUAAGCUAUCAAGAACUUCCUUCUUGGAUGAAGCCUUGUUUUCUUUACAUGGGACUCUUUCCGAAAGGUUUUGAGGUUCCUGUGAGGAGAUUGUUUCAGCUAUGGAUUGCGGAGGGACUGGUGACACCCUCAUGUUCAGGGGAAUUAGGCCCUGAAGAAGUGGCAGAAGUGUAUUUGGAAGAACUAAUUAAUAGGAACAUGAUUGAAGUUGCAAGAUGGAGAUCUGAUGGUAUCCCCAAAACAUGUAGAAUACCAGGUUCCAUAUAUGAUGUUUUCUCUCCAAAAGCAGCAGCAGAAAUAGGACUGUUUUACAUCCAUUGCAAGUCACAUCAUUCAUCUGGAGAUCAACCACGAUUCCCGGUCAGGCGACUUGCAUCAUACUUGAGCAUCAAGAACUACCCUUCUUCAGAUUGGUACAUUCGAAGUCUUCGUUCUUACAUUUCCUUCGGUGCACACAAAGGAGGUAUACCUGCAGGAGAAAUAGGUAAGUUUCUGAACAAGUUAAUCCUAAGAAGAGACCUAGGAUUGCUGACUGUACUUGACCUUGAAGGUGUAUACAAACCUAGGCUGCCUAAAUCCUUUCAAAAACUCCUCAACUUAAAGCAUGUAGGAUUAAGAUCGACAGCUUUAGAUUCACUACCAGAGUCAAUUUGUGAUCUGCCGUGCUUGGAAACUUUAGAUGUGAAGCACACUAGCAUAACCUCUUUGCCUAGUUCCAUUUGGAUGGCAAAAAACUUGCGACAUCUCUAUAUGGAUUGGAUUCAUUUUGAUGAUAUUUCCAUUCAACUAUCAUCCGACUCAGAGCCUUUAGCCAAGCUCCAGACCUUAAGGGGGCUAUCAAUAAGUGAACAAAGCCCCAUUUUAAGUUCAUUAUUCAAGAUAACAUGUCUUACAAAGUUGGCAUUGAGAUUCAGUUUGACAUUACCAGAGCCAAUGAAUAAUUGGAUUUCACAACUCACCACCCUUCAAUCUCUACGGUUAAGAUCAAUUAAAAAGACUGGCGAACGCGGUUCGAUCAAAUUGAGUGCUUUGUCAGACCAUCAAAAACUCCUGGACCUGUAUUUGCUUGGAGUGUUACCAAGACCAAUUAACAUUAAACUACUUCCUCCAAACCUUAAAAUCCUCACUUUAUCAAUGUCACAACUUAGAAAAGACCCAAUGCGGACGCUAGGGCAGCUGCCUUACCUCAACAUCCUAAGGCUUUUUGGUGAUUCCUACUUGGGGGAAGAAAUGACAUGUUACCAAGGAGGGUUUCCUCAACUCCAGGUCUUGAAACUCUGGAAGCUGGUGGAGCUAGAGAAGUGGACUGUAAUGGAAGGAGCCAUGCCUUGCCUCAGAGAAGUAGAGAUCAGAGCCUGCAAAAGACUAGAAAAACUAGAGGGAUUAAAGCAGCUGGCCACAUUGAAGGAAUUGAUUCUGACCAAUAUGCCAUCACAUUUUGCAAAAGAAGUUAAAGAAAACAUGGGCUCAAAUGUGUUUAUCAGAGAAAAUGAAUGGAAAUCUUGUCCUUUGCCGGCCUAG